Sorghum bicolor (sorghum) is the source of this 1342-nucleotide messenger RNA. RefSeq names its product beta-carotene isomerase D27, chloroplastic. The coding region runs from base 220 to 1029 and encodes 269 amino acids. Lineage: Eukaryota; Viridiplantae; Streptophyta; Magnoliopsida; Poales; Poaceae. The record is from RefSeq and is a predicted model, not a curated record. Gene Ontology annotation, molecular function: iron ion binding. The transcript is spliced from 4 exons.
GCACGAUAUCCAAACCGCGCGCAGAUUGCUGUGGCCGUCGUGCCACCUGCAGAGCCUCUCUCGUCCACCGCCCGCCGCCGCCACCGUGUCGCCCUCGCAGCCUCACAGCCUCGCCGCUGCGCCAGCAACACAGCCCGAGCCCGGCGCCGUCGUCCCACACCCACCUAGUAGCCCGUGCGGUGAGGCGACAACCAGUGCGCGUCGCAACUCCGUCAGCUUAUGGCCGCGCUACCGCGACCCAUGGAGCUCUGCUUGGCCAGGACGACGACGGCCGCGUGCCGGAGGGCGCCGACAGGCAUUCCGAAGAAGCGGCGCGCCGGCGGGAGCACCGUGCGGUGCGUGGCGACGGCGCCCAUGGGGGAGAAGACAGAGUACCGUGACGGCCCGCUAGAGCGCGCGUUCAUGGGUCUGUUCGCGCGGAAGAUGGAGAAGUACGCGACCAAGAAGAAGCAGCCGCCGUCGCCGGAGCCGGAGGAGAAGAAGAAGGCGGUGUGGGAUUGGGACUACGAGAGCUUCGUGGACGUGUCGCGGCGCGUGAUGGUGGGCCGCACCCACGCGCAGCAGCAGGAGGCGGUGCGGGAGGUGCUCCUCUCCAUGCUCCCGCCCGGCGCGCCCGAGCAGUUCCGGAAGCUGUUCCCGCCCACGCGCUGGGCCUGCGAGUUCAACGCCGCGCUCACCGUCCCUUUCUUCCGCUGGCUCGUCGGCCCCUCCGAGGUCAUCGAGGUGGAGGUCGACGGCGUGAAGCAGCGCAGCGGGGUGCUCAUCAAGAAAUGCAGGUACCUCGAGAACAGCGGCUGCGUUGGGAUGUGCGUCAACAUGUGCAAGAUCCCCACGCAGGACUUCUUCACCAACGAGUUUGGACUCCCACUCACCAUGAAUCCAAAUUUUGAAGACAUGAGCUGUGAGAUGAUAUACGGUCAGGUGCCACCACCCUUGGAAGAGGAUCCAGUGUCAAAGCAACCAUGCUACCCUAACCUCUGUUCCAUGUCGACGCCGUCUGCGCCGGUCUGUCCCAAGCUUCAGGCGUAGGUAUACAUGAGAUUGAGUUCAUGUCCAGUGCGCAUUCAGUUUCGUCAGAGAAUCCACACAGUUGAAACACUCUAUAGUGGUAGUAUAGGCCAUACGUUGCUAGUAGGAGACCGUUGCCUUGAGAUGGAUGGUUUGCACACGGAAAUUGGUUUGGUGAGGGAAGUAUCAUUAGUUCCUAUACAGAAUAUACAUAGCGUUACUUGUAAGUAUAAAAGUUAUAUAAGUUUGUUCUGAACCAGGACAGAGCACUCUGUCUGUAAAGAAUAGAGACCCAUGGAUCCAACAGGAUUAGUAUUUCAUACACUAUUUUCUA